GCGGGCGGCCUCUUCUGCGGACCGAGCAGCGGACGCGCGGACCCAGUCCCGAGCCCAGCCCCGCGCCCCGCACCCGGAGCCUCAACCCCAGAGCCCGGAGCCCUGAGUCCCGAGCCCCAAGUCCCCAGCCCAUUCCCCACCCCUGUUCCCCGGCCCCAGGCCCAGCGAAGCCGCCAGGAUGGGGCGCGGCCACUCUGACAGCUAUCGUGUCGCCACCUCGCAGGACAAAAAAGAUGACAAGGGCUCGCCCAAGAAGGGCAAGGCGCCCAAGGAACGCCGGGACCUGGACGACCUCAAGAAGGAGGUGGCCAUGACAGAGCACAAGAUGUCAGUUGAAGAGGUCUGUCGGAAAUACAACACAGACUGUGUGCAGGGCCUGACCCACAGCAAAGCGCAGGAGAUCCUGGCCCGAGAUGGCCCCAACGCCCUCACGCCUCCCCCCACCACCCCAGAAUGGGUCAAGUUCUGCCGACAGCUCUUCGGAGGCUUCUCUAUCUUGCUGUGGAUUGGGGCUAUUCUAUGCUUCUUAGCCUACGGCAUCCAGGCAGGCACUGAGGAUGAUCCUGCAGGAGACAAUCUGUAUCUGGGCAUUGUCUUGGCUGCUGUGGUUAUCAUCACUGGCUGUUUCUCCUACUACCAAGAGGCUAAGAGCUCGAAAAUCAUGGAAUCCUUCAAGAACAUGGUCCCUCAGCAAGCUCUGGUGAUCCGAGAGGGAGAGAAGAUGCAGGUGAAUGCAGAAGAGGUGGUCGUUGGUGACCUCAUUGAGAUCAAGGGUGGGGACCGAGUCCCAGCUGACCUCAGGAUCAUCUCAGCACAUGGUUGCAAGGUGGAUAACUCCUCUCUGACUGGCGAGUCUGAACAGACACGAUCCCCAGACUGUACACAUGACAACCCUUUGGAGACCAGGAACAUCACCUUCUUUUCCACCAAUUGUGUGGAAGGCACAGCUCGAGGUGUGGUGGUAGCUACAGGUGACCGGACUGUCAUGGGCCGAAUUGCAACUCUAGCCUCUGGCCUGGAGGUGGGCAAGACUCCAAUUGCUAUCGAGAUUGAACACUUCAUCCAGCUGAUCACAGGCGUGGCUGUCUUCCUGGGCGUUUCCUUCUUCAUCCUCUCCCUCAUCCUGGGUUACACCUGGCUCGAGGCUGUCAUCUUCCUCAUUGGCAUCAUUGUGGCCAAUGUGCCUGAGGGACUGCUGGCCACUGUCACUGUGUGUCUGACACUAACUGCUAAGCGCAUGGCCCGGAAGAACUGUUUGGUGAAGAACCUAGAGGCGGUGGAGACCCUGGGCUCCACUUCCACCAUCUGCUCAGACAAGACUGGGACCCUGACCCAGAACCGGAUGACAGUUGCUCACAUGUGGUUUGACAACCAGAUCCAUGAGGCAGACACCACUGAGGACCAAUCUGGAACCUCAUUUGACAAGAGCUCCCACACUUGGGUGGCCCUGUCCCACAUUGCUGGCCUUUGCAACCGAGCUGUCUUCAAGGGAGGCCAGGACAACAUACCUGUGCUCAAGAGGGAUGUGGCAGGAGAUGCUUCUGAGUCAGCCCUUCUGAAAUGCAUUGAAUUGUCAUCUGGCUCUGUGAAACUGAUGCGGGAAAGGAACAAGAAAGUGGCUGAGAUCCCCUUCAAUUCCACCAACAAAUACCAGCUCUCCAUCCACGAGACGGAGGACCCCAAUGACAAUCGAUACCUGCUGGUGAUGAAGGGUGCCCCUGAGAGGAUCCUGGACAGAUGUUCCACCAUUCUGCUGCAGGGCAAAGAGCAGGCCUUGGAUGACGAACUCAAGGAGGCCUUCCAAAAUGCCUACUUGGAGCUGGGCGGGCUGGGCGAACGGGUGCUUGGGUUCUGCCACUACUACUUGCCUGAGGAACAGUUCCCUAAGGGCUUUGCUUUCGACUGUGAUGAUGUCAACUUCACCACUGACAAUCUUUGCUUCGUCGGCCUCAUGUCCAUGAUUGACCCACCCAGGGCUGCUGUCCCCGAUGCUGUGGGCAAAUGCCGAAGUGCUGGGAUCAAGGUGAUCAUGGUAACUGGCGACCACCCCAUCACAGCUAAAGCUAUUGCCAAGGGUGUAGGGAUCAUCUCUGAAGGCAAUGAGACUGUGGAGGACAUUGCUGCCAGGCUCAACAUCCCUGUGAGUCAGGUCAAUCCCAGGGAUGCCAAGGCCUGUGUGAUCCAUGGCACGGACCUGAAGGAUUUCUCCUCAGAACAGAUUGAUGAAAUCUUGCAGAACCACACAGAGAUUGUGUUUGCCCGAACUUCCCCACAGCAGAAACUCAUCAUUGUGGAAGGCUGCCAGAGACAGGGUGCCAUUGUAGCAGUGACUGGGGAUGGUGUCAAUGACUCACCUGCCCUUAAGAAGGCGGAUAUCGGUGUGGCUAUGGGCAUUGCUGGCUCUGACGUCUCCAAGCAGGCAGCUGACAUGAUUUUGCUGGAUGAUAACUUUGCUUCCAUCGUCACUGGUGUGGAGGAGGGCCGACUGAUCUUCGACAACCUGAAGAAAUCCAUUGCCUACACCUUGACCAGCAACAUCCCUGAGAUUACCCCCUUCCUUCUUUUCAUCAUGGCAAACAUCCCCCUGCCCCUGGGAACCAUCACCAUCCUCUGCAUUGACCUGGGCACAGAUAUGGUGCCUGCCAUCUCCCUGGCCUACGAGGCUGCUGAGAGUGACAUCAUGAAGCGACAGCCCCGAAAUCCAAGGACAGACAAGCUGGUGAACGAAAGGCUCAUUAGUAUGGCAUAUGGGCAGAUAGGAAUGAUCCAGGCUCUGGGUGGCUUCUUUGCCUAUUUUGUGAUUCUGGCGGAGAAUGGCUUCCUGCCAUCUAACCUGGUGGGCAUUCGGCUCAACUGGGAUGACCGAACUGUCAAUGACCUGGAGGACAGCUAUGGGCAGCAGUGGACCUAUGAGCAGCGGAAGUCCGUGGAGUUCACCUGCCACACAGCCUUCUUCGUCAGCAUUGUGGUUGUGCAGUGGGCAGAUCUCAUCAUCUGCAAGACCAGGAGGAAUUCUGUUUUCCAGCAGGGCAUGAAGAACAAGAUUCUGAUUUUUGGGUUGUUUGAAGAGACAGCGCUGGCCGCCUUCCUGUCCUACUGCCCUGGCAUGGAUGUGGCCCUACGCAUGUACCCACUCAAGCCCAGUUGGUGGUUCUGUGCCUUCCCCUAUAGCUUCCUCAUCUUUGUCUAUGAUGAAAUCAGAAAACUCAUCCUGCGCAGAAACCCCGGGGGAUGGGUGGAGAAGGAGACCUAUUACUGACCUCAUUCCCAGCACUGCCCCACCCUGUCUCACCCCCCAGCCCAGGAGAGAACCAUCCCCCAGUUCCCGCGCCCUCGUUUUGUAUUCUGGGGGGAGGGACCUUCUCUUCCCUUAGCCGGGUUUCGGCCCCCCGGCCUCCCCUACCCCCAAAGUUCGUACGUCCUGCUCCCGGCUCUCCCUGGCUUGCUUUCUCUCCCUGGUUUUCUUCCCUCCCCGUAGCCCCUCUUCCCCGUGUCGCUGUCUCUCUCUCCUUGUCCUUCCGUCUCGCGACUCCCCUCUAUUCUCCUGUGUCCUCGUCGCCCUCUCUCCGUUUUCUGGCUCUCUCUCCCUGUCCCUCUUUUUUUAUUUCCCAAUGGCCGACUCCAUCUCUCUGGUUCUGGACAAAUAUAAAAUAUAUUGGUGGAGAGAGAGA
This is a messenger RNA of Phascolarctos cinereus (koala), 3671 nucleotides long. RefSeq names its product ATPase Na+/K+ transporting subunit alpha 3 (gene ATP1A3). Lineage: Eukaryota; Metazoa; Chordata; Mammalia; Diprotodontia; Phascolarctidae. Gene Ontology annotation, molecular function: ATP binding; ATP hydrolysis activity; P-type sodium:potassium-exchanging transporter activity. The record is from RefSeq and is a predicted model, not a curated record. Gene Ontology annotation, biological process: intracellular potassium ion homeostasis; sodium ion export across plasma membrane; proton transmembrane transport. Gene Ontology annotation, cellular component: plasma membrane.